AUGAAGUUUCUCACCUCAAAUUUCUUGAAGUGCUCCGUGCAAGAUUGUGACAGAAGCAAUGAUAACUUUCCGCUCAAAUUCGAUGGUGAAAAGUGCCAAUUAGAGCAAGACGAGGGUUUAGAAUUUAACCCAGAGUUUCUGCUUCGAAUCAUUGACAGAGUAGAUUGGCCAGCCAUUGUGAGUGUUGCUUCUGACUUGGGCAACACCACUCUUCCUCCAACAAAGCCAGAGUUUGCCAACGAAGAAUUGUCUGAAGAGGACAUGAUUAUUUUGCGAGACCUGCACACUUUGCUGAUCCAAACGAACAUAGUCGAAGGCCAAAUGAUGUGCCGCAAUUGUGGCCACAUCUACUACAUCAAGAAUAGCAUUCCUAAUCUUUUGCUGCCUCCACAUUUGGCAUGA
Molecule: messenger RNA, 402 nt
Organism: Lachancea lanzarotensis
Lineage: Eukaryota; Fungi; Ascomycota; Saccharomycetes; Saccharomycetales; Saccharomycetaceae
Gene: TRM112
Product: LALA0S02e06348g1_1
Exons: 1
Coding region: 1-402 (133 amino acids)
Biological process (GO): peptidyl-glutamine methylation; rRNA (guanine-N7)-methylation; tRNA methylation
Molecular function (GO): protein heterodimerization activity
Source: RefSeq, a predicted model, not a curated record